AAGAGUGCCUGCAUCUUCUCCAAAGCUUGUGGGAAUGGUGCGUGAGAACUGCCGCUAAAAAGGAAAAGACUUUGGCAAUGAUCAUCCUCAAUCAUUUCUUCCAAAAGUUGCUUUACCACCCGCUGAGUGAGGUGAGGCACUGCAUCGCACCAUUACUCUUUAGCAAGGAUGGCACCUACACCCAUGCUACUGAACUUGGAAACAAAGUGGUCCUAGCUGAUCCCAGCCACGUGGAGGCAGCUCUCCAACAACACCUGAAGGUCACCAUCCCUGAUCUUACCCUCACGGGACAUAUGAAGACAAAGGGCAGUAGCAUUGUUGUGCAAGGUAUCACACCUGUAGGCAAGGCAAAGAUCUACAUAGCCAAACAACAGACCCUGAAUGACAUCUUGCAGACGAAUGCCACUGACAGUGACUGUGAAAGGUUUCAAGAGAUGAUCAAAAUAGUGACUCUGUGUCAGGAUAGGGAGUCCAUCGUCAAGCUGCAAAUGUCCAGUGCCUGCGGAGUGCCUCCGCUGUACGUGAUGGAAGAUGGGAACCCGCUGUUGGCUUUUCUUCAGGAAAAAAGAAAUAAGCUCCCCCAGUCCAUUAUAACAGGCAUUUUAGAAGAUAUUGCCAGAGCUGUUGGGUCAUGUCACCAGAAAAGGGUCUUACUUUGCAACAUCACUCCAGCCAGCUUCAUUGUGGUUGCAGGUGGACGACAAAGAACCGGAGAACUUCAAGUGCAGGUCAAGCUCUGUGAUUUCUUCCAGGCCAGGCUGGCUCCCCCAGAGGAUGAGAUACACUAUUCACCUUCUGAUUGCCCCUAUGAAACCAUCAAAUCCGGGCAUCUCAGAGGAGACAGUGAGGAGCUGCUGUCCGUAUACUUCAGUGCUCCCGAAUCCCUGCAGUAUCACGUCUUCUCCGCUUUCUCCGAUGCGUGGGCUGUGGCUGCGACAUUUUACUCCAUUCUCCUGUACGGCGGGCAAACAUACUUUGAGCUCAGGUACUUGCCUGUGUCCAGAUUCAUAGAAGAGGUAAGUGGCUUUCUCUGGGGAUGAGGAAAGCAUCUCUUCUGCUGAAUAGGGAUGUGUCCUAAUGCCAGAGGGUGUUAAGGGUGUGAAGGGACGCUAAUAGUGAGAAAUGAACAGGAGCCAUGAAAAGUACUACCUCUUUCAGCCUGAGAUGCUGAAGCUCACAUUUAAUUUGGUCUUUCAAACCUGUGGACCUUGAUAAAACAUCUGAAUCUGGGAGAGUGUCCUUGGCCACACAAACAGGCGGUCCUUAUCUGACUGGUUACACAUCUGUGUGUGUAGUCUGGAUAAGCUCCACUUUCCCCAAGGUAAAUGGAGAACUGAAGACUCCAGAGAGGUGAUCAGGUCAUCCAGAAAGAUGGGAAAAUCUGCAUAUUAUUACAAGAAAUCCGGAUAAAUAAGCAUAAAGACUUGCUGUAGCAGCUUGUGUAGGGUAGACUAAAGCUGCAGUUUCUGCUCUGAGUACUGUACGGAGUUAUUGUAUCAGCUCAGUGAAAACCGCUUCUACUUGGAUAUUGUCUCUGCUUUGGGAAGGGAGUAGGGUCUGAUACCCCUGUGCUUGAAAGAUCUAUGACUGUUGUGUUGGAAACUGACAAUAAGAAAAACAGACUGAGGCCAGCUGUGGUAUAAAGGGGUUUAAUCUUUCAGAGGUGAAGUCAUCAAGGGAAACGCUGCAUGGCAGCCAGGUUAGCAGCAGUUCACAAAUCUCAACGGUGCUGCACACUGGUGUUAGGGAACUGGAAGAGUGAAAGGGGUAUUUAGAUGGGUCAAAUUCUGCUCCAUUAUGUUGGUGUAA
This is a messenger RNA of Phalacrocorax carbo (great cormorant), 1809 nucleotides long. NCBI's taxonomy places the organism in Eukaryota, Metazoa, Chordata, Aves, Suliformes, Phalacrocoracidae. The record is from RefSeq and is a predicted model, not a curated record.